Molecule: messenger RNA, 3004 nt
Organism: Physella acuta
Lineage: Eukaryota; Metazoa; Mollusca; Gastropoda; Physidae
Product: DNA polymerase delta subunit 3
Biological process (GO): DNA replication; DNA synthesis involved in UV-damage excision repair; DNA strand elongation involved in DNA replication
Cellular component (GO): nucleus; delta DNA polymerase complex
Molecular function (GO): DNA-directed DNA polymerase activity
Source: RefSeq, a predicted model, not a curated record
AAAACAAGCCUAGAUCUAGAAUCUAGAUUAUCUAGGACUAAAUCCUUUUUUUUUUGCCAGUUGAACAUUUUACCCUAACAUAGCGCGAACAAAGUUCGUACGGGAAAAAAUGGCGACGGAAUUCGAUAGUGAACUUGUGCAAGAAAACAUAGAAGAAUAUGUUGUUGACGACAGUAAAAUAGUUACUUGUAAAUGGCUGAGUUUAAUGCUAAAUCUUAAUAUCAAUGAAGCAAAGAAGGCACUCUACACAUUUGUAACAAAUAAACGCAGCAAAGAUAAAGACAGUGACUUUAAUGUCACAUACUUUGUUGCAGGUCAUGGUGUGGAUAAAAAUGGAGAGCCUAUGCACAAGUGUGUUGUUGUACCUGAAGCACACAUUGAUGAGGUGAAAACUGAGCUAUCUGUUGUCACAAGUUGUCAUAUCUACAGUGUACAGAGAUCAAAGCUCAAGGAUUACACACCAUUAUACAUGACAGAUUAUGAAAUUAUUAAACAGAAUUUAAGUAGAUGUCAAAGUUUAAGCAGUAUAAAAUGUUCACAUGCAACAAAAAGAGAAGCCGUGAAACCAUGUAUAAAACCAAUAGAAACACCAUUGGCAAAGAUAAAGGUUGAAAAAAAUGGGGUAUCAACAUCUGCAGAGGCUGUCAAACCCCCAUCUACAACAAUCACGUCGUCUACAAAAGCCACGUCCAAGAAAGAACCAAAGGGAAGCAUUGCAAGCAUGUUCGCAACAGUCAACAAGAAGUCAGAGAAAGACGAGAACUCUGCAGCUGUCAGUGCUAAAGUUGACCAACCUGUAGUUGCAAGUAAUAAUAAAAAGCCCAAGCCAGUAGAAGAAAAAGGUGGAGUAAUGGCACUUUUUAACAAACAAACAACCAACAAAGCAACUACAAAAGAGAAGAUCGAACCCAAGGCAACUGUGAUAGAGUCAAAAAAAGAAAAUGAGCCUAAAAAAAAAAAAAAAGAAAUUAAAAAAGGAAAAAAUAACUCAGAUGAUGAAGCUCCUGUCGGCAAACAGAGGCGCAGAAUUCGAACAGAUCUGUUUGACUCCAGUGACGAAGAGGAAGAAGAAAGGGUUUCAGAAGACGAAGAAGAUCCGGAUAUUAUAAAUUGUUCUAUUGAGAUUGAGGAGGAAGUGAAAGAAGAAGAUGUAGCUAGUAGUAAGGAGGAGAUGAAAAAAGAGGAAGAGGAUAAAGAGGCUGUAGAAGCUGUAAAGACAAAUGGUAGCUCUAGAAAAAGAAAAAGGGUUAUGAAAGUAGUGACGAAACAUUAUUUAGACGAGGAUGGUUUUAUGGUUACGUCCAAAGCGAAUGAAUGGGAAAGUGCUUCUGAUGAUUCUGGCCUAGAAGAAGCCGCAAAGGUUGAUGAAAAAAUUACACCGGCAGCAGAUGUCAAGAAGAUUCCUCCACCAAAAGCACAGGCUAAAUCUAAAGCUGUCCCUAAGAAAAGUGUAUCUCCAAGUAAAGGGAAACAAACCUCCAUGUUCUCCUACUUCAAAAAGCAGUGACCAAGUGUACCAAACAUUGAGAAGUUUUCAGUUAAAAGCCUUUGACCAUCAGUGAGCCAUUAUUCCAUCAGUACGUGACCACCCAUCAAUUACCAAGUGUACCAGACAUUGAGAAGUUUUCAGUUAAAAGCCGUUGACCCUCAGCCAUUAUUCCAUCAAUACUUGACCACACAUCAGUGACCAAGUGUACCAGAAAUUGACAAGUUUUCAAGACUUUGACCAUCAGUGAGCCAUUAUUCCAUCAAUACGUGACCAAAACUACCAGGAGUUAAUGACAUAUUUGCAACCUGUGUCCACACAAUCUGCCCACAAUCACAGAUCAGGGCUGCCUACUUGAAUAUAAUCAUGCCUGUAAUGACUUUGACACCCAGGUUCUGAUAUUUUGAUUAGGUUUGGUAGUAACAUGACAAUAGAAAUAAUUGUUUGUGUUAAGUAGUUUAAGUUGUUGUUUUUUUUGUGUGGUAACUUGUGAUUCCAGGUCUGAGAUUUAUAUUCAGCUACCAUAGUUAAAAUUUCAGCUGUGUUGUCUGGUAUUUCUCCUUUAUCUGCUCUAAAAAUCCACCCAGCUCUGAUGGGUACCUAACUCGCUGUAGAGAAAGUAAAGGUGGCUGGACAUAGUGCUGACCACACUAUCCCUUCAUAUGUAUAGGUCACAGAAAUAGGUGAACUCUACUUUUCUUGCCCCAUAGAACAUCAUGCUUAGAAGGGGAACUAUACUUCCUGUUUUUACUUUCAACUUGAGACUAAUUAUUAAACAGUUUUCAGUGAGUAGCCAACUCACCCUCAAUUAUUGACCACUAGUGACCAAAACUCCAUUAAUGACAAGCCACUGUUUAUAAUUAUUCCCUCCAUAAAACUGCAACUGAAUGCUCCCUUAAUGUCUGCAUAUUCUAUUAAUAAAUAACCUUUGCAUAAGUAAUAAAUGACAAAUACUCCAUUUUUGACAGUCUAGCCACAGUUUUCUAUUGCUUGUUGAAUAUACCUUUGAUUAGUGGUAAAGUUUUCAAAAUUGUAACCAAAUAUACCCCAAAAAAGAGGCCAUUUUCUGUUGCUGACUAAAUAUACCCUAAGUGUCAAGUUUUCUAUAGGGCUGACAAGUAUGUCACCAACCAGUUCUAUAGCUCAUGCAGGUUUUACCGAGCCAUAGAACUGGUUGGUGACCUACUUACCAGCCCUAUUGUUGACCAAAUUUACCCCAAAAAUAGAUUUUAAUUAGUGGCAAAUACUGAAUUCCAACUUUUCUUUCUUUAGUGGUCAAAUACUCAUUUUAAUUAGUCAAACUUAGUAAUAAUUGGUGGUAAUGAAAUGUUUGUAUUUUUUUUCCUGACCCUGUGCUGGUUUCAGUUUUGAGUACACAUCAGUGUGCAACUCUGAUGUUCAUAUGGAAAUGUAUUGAAUUAUUUACUUUAUAAGUAAUCUCUAUUUUAUGAGGGCUUUUGUUUUGAAUUUUUUGUAUACACAAAAUAUAGAUGUUUAAUUAGAAUGUCUUUUUUUUUU